CCCCCUCCUUUCUCUCCUCUCCUCUCGGUUGUUCCCCCCGCGUACUGAUGCUGUUCCUUAUCCUCCCCUGUGUGUUCCCUUCUGACGAGUUUUUCCCUCAACCAGCUCGAACCAGAGUGACCUUGAGGCAAAAUGGCUGCGGUCUGGAGGAAGACUGCUGCGCCAGCGGUGCUGGUCUCCGCAUGGACGUGGGACGUCAGCGAUCUCGGGCAGCCGAAGUCUCCCUCGCGGCCGCCAUCAAUAGCUGUGGGGAUGCGGCGAAGUGGAGCGUUGCGCUCAAAGUGUCCCAUGCGGCUGGGCAGUCCCGCACACGAGCGUGCGCAACGACAUACAACGUUGCCAUCGCCGUGUGCGGCAGAUGCGCGCAGUGGAAGCAGGCGCUGUCGCUGCUGGCAGAAAUGGGUGAGGCGACAGUGGAGCCAGAUACCAUCACGUAUAACACAGGAAUCAACACGUGCGGGAAGGGCGGGCAGUGGUUGCAGGCGCUAUCAUUGUUGAGCGACAUGGGGAAAAUCAAGCUAGAGCCAGACGUCAUCAGCUAUAGUGCUGGAAUCAGCGCUUGCGAGAAAGGCGAGAAUUGGGAGCAGGCAUUGUUGCUGCUUCGGGAGAUGGGGGCAGCAGAGUUGAAGCUGGAGCCGAACGUCAUCAGCUACACAGCGGGGAUCAGCGCGUGCGAGAAAGGUGGGCAGUGGCAGAGGGCAUUCUCGCUGCUGAGCGAAGCGAGGGAAAAGGCGCUGCAGCUUGGCACUAGGACCUACAAUCCUGGCAUCAGCGCGUGUGGAAAAGGCAUGGAAUGGCAGCGGGCAUUGUUUUUAUCCAGUGGGAAAUUCGGGAGGCAAAUUUGCAGCCAGAUGUAAUCAGCUACAGUGUCGGAGCCAGCGCGUGCGGGAAAGGCGGGCAGUGGCAGCAUGCAUUAUCGAUUUUGAAAGAAAUGGGCAACGAGGCAUUACAGCUCAACGUGAUCUGCUGCAAUGCUGGAAUCAGUGCAUGCGAGAAAUGUGGGCAGUGGCAACGGGCGCUGUCUCUGCUCUUCGAAAUAAGACGGGGGAAAUUAGCGCCCGACGUUAUCAGCUACAACGCAGCAAUGAGCGCGUGUGAGAAAACUGGGCAGUGGCAGUGGGCGACGUCACUACUCGCUGGAAUACGGGAGGCGCGGAUGGAGCCAACUGUCAGCUUCAACGCUGGAGUCAGCGCGUGCGAGAAGGGUGGACAGUGGCAGUUGGCGCUGUCGCUGCUCAGAGACAAGCGGAGGGCGCAGCUUCCGCCAGACGCGGUCGGCUACAACGCCGCGACCAGCGCGUGCGAGAAGCGCGGAGAGUGGCAGCAGGCCCUGUGCCUGCUCGGCGAGAUGGCGGAGACCGACGUGAGGCGGGACAUUGUCAGCUACGGCGCUGGGAUCAGCGCGUGUGAGAAAGGCGGGCAGUGGCAGUGGGCGGUUUGGCUGCUCAGGAGAGCGGGAGAAGCGAACCUAGAUUUGGGCGUCGUCGUUUAUAGUGCUGGGAUCAGCGCAUGCGAAAAAGGCGGUGAGUGGCAGCAUGCGCUGUCGCUGCUCAGGGAAAUGAGAACAGCCAAAGUCGAGCCAGACGUCGUGGGUUACGGGGCCGGAAUCAGCGCGUGCGAGAAAGGCGGCCAGUGGCAGCAAGCGGUGUCUCUACUUCGGGAGGCAGGCGACAUGAGGCUGAAGCCGGACGCCGUGAACUACGGCGCCGCAGUCGCCGCGUGCGGGAAAGCUGCGCAGUGGCAGCAGGCCUUGUCGUUGCUGAGGGAAGGGAGCGUGACGUCGCUGGCGCCGAGCGUCGUCACGCACAACGCCGGAAUCAGCGCGUGCGGGCGGGUCGGCCAGUGGCAGCAGGCGCUGUCGCUGCUCGGCGAGAUGCAGGCAGUCGGCAUGGAGCCCAGCCCCAUCAGCUACAACGCCGUGGUCAGCGCGUGCGACAAGGGCGGGCAGUGGCAGCGUGCGCUGUCGGUGCUCCGGCAGAUGCGGGGGCUGAGGGUGGAGCCGGACGCCGUGGGCUACACCGCGGGGCUCUGCGCGUGCGAGGCCGCGGGGCACUGGCGGCAGGCCCUGCUCCUGCUCGGGGAGAUGGGCGAGGCGGAGGUGGAGGUGAGCGUCCUCACGUACAACAUCGGAAUCAUGGCGUGCAAGAGGAGCGGGCAGUGGCAGCAGGCGCUGUCGUUUCUGAGGGAGAUGUGCGAGGCGACGGCGGACCCGGACGUGUCCAGCUGCGCGGCGGCGGUCAGCACGUGCUGGAGAGGUGGACAAGAGCAGCAGGCAUUGUCAUUGUUCAGGGAGCUAUGCGGAGAGGCGAACUCGAGGAUGCGGCCAAACGCCAUAAGCUACAGCGUUGGAAUCGAGGCGUGCGCGGGGAGCGGCCAGUGGCAGCAGGCACUAUCGCUGCUCAGUGAGAUGGCGGAGCUGCAGCUGGAGCCGGACGUCGUCAUCUACAACGCUGGAAUCAGCGCGUGCCAACAAGGUGGGCGAUGGCAGCAGGCAGCGCCCCUGUUCGAGGAGGUGGGCGAUGCGACCGCCGGUUGUCUGAGCAUUGUCGAGCGGCGUUGACGGCCCAGGGCAGUGGAUGGAUGAGCUGCUGGCUGCCCGAGCGACGCCAGUCCAGGCGGACGAGGAAGGACUGACGGCGCGCUGCAAGAGGGUGGAACCUCCCGGCUCCGUCUAAGGCGGACCCCUGCCUUCUCACAAGGCCGCCCCCCUCGCGCCCAUCCCCUGAGCGCGCCGCGAGGAGGAGGAGGA
This is a messenger RNA of Prorocentrum cordatum, 2749 nucleotides long. The record is from the annotation of a GenBank genome assembly. NCBI's taxonomy places the organism in Eukaryota, Dinophyceae, Prorocentrales, Prorocentraceae.